Schizosaccharomyces japonicus yFS275 is the source of this 6093-nucleotide messenger RNA. Its product is annotated as separase/separin. Bases 254 to 5680 code for a protein of 1808 amino acids. Gene Ontology annotation, molecular function: cysteine-type endopeptidase activity. The record is from RefSeq and is a predicted model, not a curated record. Gene Ontology annotation, cellular component: nucleus. Lineage: Eukaryota; Fungi; Ascomycota; Schizosaccharomycetes; Schizosaccharomycetales; Schizosaccharomycetaceae. Gene Ontology annotation, biological process: proteolysis; nuclear division; nuclear chromosome segregation. The transcript is spliced from 4 exons.
UGUCCCUAUACAAGCAUUUUUGUUCUGUGUGAAUUUUAAAUACGAACAAAACAGCUUAUAGCUUUUCGUCCCCACUAUUUGCCUUAGAAACAAAUUAUAUUUACUUAGUUUGAUUUUUAAUUUAACUGAGUUUUAUGCUUAAUUUCUAUACUUGUUCUUCCUUCAGAGCGCUCCCCCCAUCCAUAUACCCUUCAUCACGGAAGCUUGAAACGAACCUUUUUCGAACGCUAAAGAGUGCUCGCUGGCCGUUUCCAUGAGGACAACUGUAGCAUCCCAAACAACCUGGUCAGUGGAUAAAUUUGUUGAUGCAUUAAAUCAUUUGGAUUGUCAUUCAGCUGCUAUUGAGGAUCGGCUUGUUUCCUUCUUAAGCAAUUCUUCCAAGAAUGAACAUAACUUACAAAGCAAACGACAGUGGUCAUUUCAUGAUGGCUUAACGGCGUUUAGAGCCUGUUUAGAAAACCUGUCGAAGCUGUGGAGCACAUUACCCUCCCAGGAAAGGCCAGCCUGCCGAUCAUUUCUCCGUCAGUCAAAAACAAGCUCUGGCAGGAAAUACUUGCCCAUUGCCUCUCUCAUUCAAUGCUGUAGGUCUUUAUCUGCGUUCCUUUUGUCUCGAGCCGCGGAUCCUUCUCAGUUACACAAUUCAAUUCGCUACGAGUUGGCAUUUACUAACCGGCUCCUCGAAUUUGAAUUGUCUGAUAUCACGCUGAAAGAGCUUGAGAAAGCUUACAAUGCGCUGAAUUUCUUGCUUUCAUACAAAAACUCAGAAAACCUUGUUGAAUGGAAAAAUCAAUGGGUUACUGCUUCUCUUUCAGCCGCCUCCAUUAAUUUGGAAAAGUCUCUCUUCUUUCUGCUGUCGGAAGGGGAACACUCUGAUGUUUCAGUUUCUGUCGUUACGUUACAAAUUAAUGCACUUCGGUUCUUGUACUCCAUUCAACGACAACAGCUAUCUAAAUCAACUAUUGAAAGCAUUGUCUCACCAACUGGACCUGUACAUUGGUGUACAUAUCUUUUUACUCAAAAUCGUGAAGCUGGUAUACCUCGUCUUGAGAUGCUGGCACGUCUAUUGGCGAAGUUUGCCUCAGCUUCAGCUUACCCUUCACAUGCCUUUUUGUUAUACUUGUGUGCUUGUCAUUGUUGGCUACCGUUGGCUUCCAUCUCUGAAAAGUACAUUUUGAGUAUGGCUUCGACUCUUCUUAAAAGUCUCGCUCAUUGUAAUUACAAGCAGGUCUCCUAUCAAACAUUCCGAAAAUUCUUUCUUGAUCUCAAGGAUAUCCCAUUCACUAUAUCAACCCCACAGAAAGUUCAGAUUCUUUACCAGUUAACUCUUUUACACUUUCAUUACCAAGCUUAUUCUGAAUGCUUGAGCUACGCUUUAGAAGGGUUUCAAUCAUCUACUGAUAAUCCAUCCUAUAGACUGAGGUUUAGUGCUUAUAUAUACGCACUUAAAAUCCUUGGACUGGAAGUUCCACUUUCUUUCCCAGAAACAUUCUCCUCUGCGCUUUCAUUCUGUAAUUCUAAAGACAAUAAUCAUUCGCACGCAGAAACCCUUCUGGAUGUCUUGGAACAUCUGCAUCAAUUAUUUAAGUCCUCUGUAAACCUUUCAAUGCUAGCUGAUUUCAUUGGCUUAUGUUUUCAGCUGCUUCAAGGUAUUACUCUUUCUGCUUACGAAGAAGCUGCCCAAGAAAAGGUCGUGCAAAAGGCUAACAGAGUACUCAGUCUCGUUUUUCAACUUUUGCGAGAGCCAAUCGUCGCUGAACUCUUUGUACCAUAUUACAAUUACCUAUGUUCUUUUUGUAGGGCAAUAGGCUGUACAGAGUUUUUGCAUAGACUGUCCAACUUGCUCUACAAUUUUGCCAUAACAAGUGAGGAGAGAGGCAAAAAGCUCAGUCUUAUUGAUUCAAGCUUGAAAAUCUCUUACUUAUGCCCCUUCGUCUCCUCAGAUUUUUUGGUUAAGGCGCAUAAGUGGACUCAACUAAAUCUUCUAGACAAAGAUUUCCCCCCAAAUCUAGAAACUUUUCAGGAAUCUUUUCGACUGGCCGAUCACAUACUUUCCCAAGUUCCCCCUAAUGAUUCAUCCAUAGAUGAAAUAAUUGUUGUUAUAUGCAGUUCACUCCCAGACUUACGAGAGGAACAGUUCAGAAGCCUAUUUAUGCCUGCAAGUUCCCAGUUACUUUCAAAGUUUUUCAUUUACAUUCGAGAUCACGAUGAUGACAACAUCAAUGUUCUAAAUGUGCUGAUUGAUACACUAUUACACAAGUGUAAAAGUUUACGCUCUCAAUUGCUUAUUACAUGUUCUUACGGAUCCCUAGCGUUUGAGAACGCAUUCCCAUGCACUUCUCUUUCACAGGCGUUUAACAUACCGUCUGGUUGUUUCGAUGGCGUGCAUUCGAAAGCUUCCAUAUUUAUUUUGUCCAAUGUUUAUAAUUCAUGGAGGAAACUCUUGCGUUCGAAUAGACCUGCUAAGGCUGAUGUAUUGAAAGAAUUGCUGGCAUUAUGGGAUGCGCCUGGGACCAAACUUGUUGAGGAAGCAACGAGCCUGGAUUUAGAAAGAGAUGAGAUGUUGGAAGUAACGCGUUAUAUCUUUACGGUCAUGAACUUAUUAGAUAUUAACGACGAGCCCUAUGCCACUAUCUCGUUCUUAGAGCAGAUGCUACAGAUUUUCAAAAAAUCAUCUCAACACUCUGUUAGCGAGUAUGUUGUGUAUAUUUCUGUUCUACUUGCUGAUAAGUACCUCGAACUUGGUUAUUCUGGAAAAGCAUACAGUCAUUUUGUCUCCAGCAAAGCCUACUUUCGCAAGAGCAGUAUAACAAAACAACUUGUGAAUUUAUGGCGAAUUUGUUACUCAAAAUAUCUUGUGCGUACGGGAAACUUCGAUAAGUCAUUUGCCAUGCUCAAAGAGUGUUCGCUCUCCAAAUUAAAAGACAAUUUUUUCAGCCAUUUGGCUAUUUCGGAUCGGAUGAAGUUUCUAUUAAUUGAGGGCUGGGAACUUGGAUUGGCAUUUUAUUACUUGGGAUUUACGGAGUAUGCUUUGUGUGUUAUUCUUCACGCUUUAAAACUUAUAAAGGCGUUCACGUCAAAAGUCCACAAUAAAGAAACUACUAUUUCUUGCUGGGUACUACUACCUAUCUGUAUACGGUUGUAUGAGUUUUGUGGACAGCUAUAUGAACACAUGGGUUUGGUUCGCGAAGCUGAAUUCUUCCAUCGACAGGCUCUUGGAACUGCCAGGAAAACUGGUAUUCAAGUUUCUGCUUUACGGAGUAAUCUACCUUUAUCCCUAUUACUAACAAAAAGUGGACGGACUGCCGAAGGCGAAAAGUUACUGGUUGAAUCAGAAGCAUUACUAAAACUCAACCAACCCUACCAUAAGCUACUAUGGUUACUUACGGCCGCAGAAUCACAUGAAGCGAACGGGUGUAUUGACAAAACUAUGGAUACUUAUGCCAUGUGUUUAGAUCUCAUCAAUACUAUGUUGUGCAUAGACUGUUCCAAAAUGGCACAGCUACCUUCAUUGAUUGCGGAUUUACAUUCGUUAUCUCUUUCGCUUGGAUCUUCUGAAAAUGACAAUAAAGGUGGUAUGGGAACAGCAGUUCUUAACGAUUUAAAAGCAACAAUUACACGGAAACAAUCACUACAUAUGGCUAGUCAGUAUUGCAUAGACGAUGCAAAAAGGUUAUUUAAAGACUCACUUCGUAAGAACAUUCUCAACUUCUACAAUACGGUGUCUUCCAAAAUUGCUCGAUCAAAAAUUAUGCUAUACGAAACAGAGUACACACUGAAGAGUGAUCCUGUUUUACGAACCUUACGGGAUUCAGUUAUUUCUCUUCCAGGAGUAAGCAAACAAAAGCAAAAACAAACUAAGGCAUUUAUUAGUUUAGAUAGUCCAAGGUUGCGCUCAAAUCUUACUCAGAAAGGCGAAAGCAAAAUGGACAUUCUUCGUGAUCGUUUACGUGUGAUUCUUGAAUCAGCAAGCCGAAACUGUGAGGAAAUAUUCCAGGAGGUUUACUCAAAGGGCUCAGUACAGUUAUGUCGUAACACAAAUGAGUUGCUUUUCUACACGACUAUUAUGCAAAACGGGCUAAUUAACCUCGAUCCUCCGAAAGAACCAGACGCUGUUAUAGCUUCUUAUUUCUUAGAAUCAAGUAAAGCAUUGGGCAUUUCUCACCGCAUUUUCUUUCGCAAUCUGUCGCGCAAAAUCGAUCUGAAGUCCCAAAUUCAAUUUGAUGAUGAAAGUAUCGUCAUGCGGCGACUCCCGAAGGUACAAGACUUUAAAUGCGAUGUUAUUGAUACACUUCCACUCAAUUGGAGUAUCGUAAGCAUUGCUAUCAGUGAGUCAAAAGAAGACUUAUUUCUUUCUAAAGUUCGAAAAAAUCAAAAUCCCCUUGUUGUUCGCCUCCCUCUUCAGCGGCAUAAUUCACGAGAUGCUGAUGAGGAGAUAUUCUUGUUUCAAUCUGCCUACGAUGAGCUUCAAUCUAUCAUUGAUCGGAGUAAUCAAAUUACUCGUGAAGGAAAAGACUAUAAAACAAGAGAAGAAAAAGAAAGAUGGUGGAAAGAACGUCGGGAAUUAGACUGUACGCUAGCUGCACUCUUAAACAAUAUAGAAUCCUGCUGGCUUGGCGGAUUCAAGGGUAUUUUUUCAUCCAAAAGGCCUCACAAAGAAAGCUUCAUGCGGUUUUCCUAUCAAUUUAAGAGAGUUCUUGGUAAAAAUCUUACAUUUCUUACUAAGAAUUCAUCGAUUGAUUUGGCACCAGAGAUAUUGGAGCUUUUUAUCAAUCUCGGACCUCCAGACUCGGAGGAUUUUGAGCAGUUGUUGGAAGACCUUAUUUACUUUAUCCUUGACAUCUUUAAUUUUCGCGGUAUUCAUUUUGCGUAUGAUGAAAUCGAUCUCGAUCAGGUAACAGUGGAUAUACAGGAAGCCCUUAAAUCAUAUCAUGCUAAUUGCAUUGAGGAGGAAUCCGACAACGAACACACUGUUCUUGUUCUUGACAAAAUAGUACACGCUUUUCCCUGGGAGUCUUUGCCUUCCUUAAGAGGAAAGUCUGUAUCUAGGGUACCAUCCUUUGAAGUGCUAAAUCGUCUUAUAUUAGCAGAUAAGACUAUUGACAAUUCAUUUGUUGAAGUCGAUCCUAGCAAAGGUUCGUACAUUCUUAAUCCGGCAUUGGACUUGAGAAACACUCAGCAGAAAUUCGAGCAACAAUUAAUCCAAUUGGGAUGGCCUGGAUACAUUGGAAAGCCGCCAACUUCCGAUGAGUUUAAGAACUUACUCAAACAUUCUGAUGUUUUUCUCUACUUUGGUCACGGUGGUGGGGAGCAAUACAUCACGUCUCAGGAUAUUAUGUCGCUAGAUCGCUGUGCUGUCAGCAUUCUCAUGGGUUGUAGCUCUGGCGCUUUACACGAAUCUGGGCUAUACGAGCCAUGGGGAACGCCUGUUAGUUAUUUGGUCGGAGGUUGCCCGACUCUUGUCGCAAAUCUUUGGGAUAUAACGGAUAAAGACAUUGACCGAUUCAGCCAAAACAUGCUUGAAAGAUGGGGACUUUUUGCCAAAGACAGACUGCGGCCAGCCUUAGACAUUUGCCUGGCUGUCAGUAAAAGUCGAGACUGUUGCCAUUUACGCUAUCUCAACGGUGCGGCACCGGUAGUGUAUGGUAUCCCAGCUUUCAUUAAACCCGUGCGACGAAUUUAAUGAGUACAAUGAAAAAUUACGAAAUGAGAACGGCCAAAUGGUCAUAAAUGGGUGGAGCCUGCGUUUUUGUGUGUUAACUAAUAUUGAAACGGCAGCUAUAUGCUAUGAAAUUAUAAAGGCGCAUAUGUAGCUAUGGUUAGUAGACGCGAUGUCUUUAAUUUUUGUGUACUGGUAUUCACUGCUCCCUUGUAAGCGCAAGUAUGUAUGUAUAAGAAGCACUAGAGACGACAUCGCUUCUCUAUGCAUCUGUUUCUUCGGCAGCCUCAUCUGCAGGCUUGCAACGUUCAAUGAUCCAUUUUGCAACGUCACGAAUAUAUUCGGUUACCUCUGGCUCCUUUUCGAUGUGAACUGGGAGUAUGUUAGUAAUGAGAAACCUUCGUAGUUAGACGUACGAGAAUGAUAGUAACCAGGGU